This is a messenger RNA of Dendrobium catenatum, 4413 nucleotides long. Its product is annotated as putative disease resistance protein RGA3. NCBI's taxonomy places the organism in Eukaryota, Viridiplantae, Streptophyta, Magnoliopsida, Asparagales, Orchidaceae. Bases 1 to 4413 code for a protein of 1470 amino acids. Gene Ontology annotation, molecular function: ADP binding. The record is from RefSeq and is a predicted model, not a curated record. The transcript has 5 exons. Gene Ontology annotation, biological process: defense response to other organism.
AUGUCCACUGAAUUUGAUGCUUUACAAGCACAAGGUACUUGCUCACUUGUGCCUCCUUCAUCUAAUCAAAAUGUUCUUGGUUGCAAGUGGAUUUAUAAAACAAAAUACAAUGCGGAUGGUUCUAUUGCAAGAUACAAAGCACGGUUAGUCGCUCAAGGUUUUAAACAAGAAUACGGGUUGGAUUAUUUAGAGACUUUUAGUCUGAUUGCCAAAUUUCCAACAAUCCGUAUUUUUCUAACUGUUGUCGUGACUCAUAAGUGGAAAUUUCUACAAUUAGAUGUCUCUAAUGCUUUCCUUCAUGGAGAUCUUACAAACACAGUCUAUAUGUCUCAACCAAUUGGGUUUGUGGAUUCAUUACAUCCAAACCAUGUUUGCUUACUCAAAAAGUCUAUCUAUGGCUUGAAGCAGUCACCACGACAAUGCAAGCGGAAUCUCAUAUUUGAUAUUUCUGAAAUCAAAGACAAGGUUUCCAUGGUGCCGGAGGGCAUUCGUGAGAAAAGCUCACAUCAUGACCGUGAUCGAAAUCGGGCCGCGUUCAUGAUGGCAAUUUCAUCCCCACUCCCACUUCGUUUUCGUUGUCGCUUCCACUCCGAUCAUGCGAUGUCAAACAUCUCGCUUUGGAAUGCCAUACUCCAAGGAGCUUCAAGUGGUAUUAGUACAAAAACAGCUCACGCGGGGAUGCCAUCAUUCAUGCUCUCACAAGAUGUCAUAAAGAAUUUCCUUAUGUGGUGUAAUGCCAAAGGUUGGUUAGAAUUAGCUUGUAAGCUAUUUGAUGAAUUAACUGAGAAUAAUCUUUUUUCAUGGAAUGCCUUGAUUGACUUUGAAUUUUGUAUUUGUCCUGGAUUGUUCUUGCACCAAUCCACUACAUGGACUACGAGGCAGCUUCGCCUUCUCUCCCAGUUAAGAUCCGUUUACUUGACUUAUGCCGAACGCAACCUUUUCCCGCUGGAGUUCUUUCUCAUGCGAGCUCUGUUUCUCCUACUGUUCAUUUGUUCUGCUCUCUCUACCUCGAUCAUCGUUGCCAUGGCGGAAUGGUUUGUUGGUCCAAUCAUGGACAAGAUCAUCAACGCUUGCUCUGAUUACCUGGAAGAGCAAGUCGGAUGGCAGACGGGCAUGAAGAAAGAGCUGCAAAGGCUGCGAGAGAACCACCCCAAGAUCCAAGCUGUCGUCUUUGCCGCUAACCAAGCACAAAUUAGCGAUCAGAACCCGGCUCUCAACAUAUGGAUAUGGCAGCUGCGAGAUGCUAUUGAUGAGGCAGAUGAUGUGCUGGAUGAGUUUGAGUGCAUGAAGCAUAAAGAACAGCUCCCCAAAAACACGGAAGAAGAAAAGAAAAGAAAGCUCACGAGCUUCCUAUUUGAAAGCCCUCGUGAAAUUCUCAAAAUUGGCGAACGUGUUCUUAAAAGGGAUCCCAACUUGAAGCGACUGGAGGAGGCUGUGCAGAAACUUGAUAAAGUUUCGGCUGAUGUUGCUACUUUCCUUCAUCUUUUAGACAGCGUGAAGCAGGAACAGAAGGAGCAGGAGAUUGAUUUCUACAAAAGACGGGAAACAGGAUAUUUGCCUAAAAAUGAUCUCAUCGGGCGGCGCAAGGAGAAGGAGCUUGUUGUGCAGUGGUUGAGGAAGCCAUCAAAUGAGCAUCGGGGAACUGAUUUGUACAGAAACAUUUCUCUUCUAUCUAUAGUGGGUCAUGGUGGUAUGGGGAAGACAACUCUCUUGCAACAUGUUUAUAAAGAUGAUGAAAUUACAAAGGAAUUUGAUCUUAAAAUGUGGGUUUGUGUUUCCAACAACUUUGAUGUGAAAAAAGUCAUUGCAGAUAUGUUGGAAUGUCUUAAGAAGGAGAGGCCUCGUUGGGAGACACUUGUGGCACUUCAAGGGCGUCUCGAGGAGGAGGUGAUGUACAAGAAGUUCUUACUUGUGCUGGAUGAUAUUUGGGAGGAGGAGGAGGAACGGGAUAGAAGUAAAUGGGAGAAUGUGUUCGCCCCUCUAGCUUCUCGGGCUUUUGGUAGUAAGAUUCUGGUAACAACUCGAACAGAUUCAGUUGCACUGAUGUUUGCAAACUUAAUUAAAAAGAAGAAGGAAAUAAUUAAAUUAAAGGGCCUAGAGAAAGAUGAGUGUUUGCAGCUCCUCAACUCUCAUGCAUUUUCUGGUGUAGAGAACCCUAAUGAUCAUGAAAAUUUAAGAGUCAUUGCUCGAGAUAUAGUUAAAAAGUUUUCAAGUUCUCCUUUGGCAGCAAAGGUCAUUGGUGGUGUUCUAAAUUCUCUUGACUUGGAUGAAAGGCGUUGGAGGACAGUUCUAGAAAGCAAUUUAUUGGGUCAGACUUCUGUCGAUUCCAUCUUAAGACUGAGCUAUAUAGUUCUGCCAAAUCCUUUAAAAAGUUGUUUUGCAUUUUGCGGCAUGUUCGCACAAGAUCAUAAGUUUGAUAAAGAAGAUUUAAUCCGAAUGUGGAUUGCGUUGGGUUUCAUUCAGCCAUCUCUUGAUCAAGAAGAGACUAUGGAGGAUAUCGGGGGAAGGUAUUUUGACGUUUUGGCUAAAAAAUCUUUCUUUGACAAGUUUGACAAAGGCUACAAGAUGCAUGAUUUACUACAUAAAUUGGCACAGUCAGUUUUCAAACAAGAAUGUUUAAGGGUUGAGGAUAGUACAAAGUUGCCUUCUAAAAUUCCUGAGACUCUGCGACACUUGUCUAUUAAAACUACAAAUCUAGACAUCUUAAGACAGAUUGAGAAGUUUAAACAUUUGCAUUCUCUUUUCUUGUUCUAUGAAGGUUCUAAUCAGGAUCUUUGCGGUGCACUUAUUAAAAUAUUCAAAGCAUCGAGAUGCUUGCGCUUAUUAUACAUACAUACUCAUGAAUUGGAAAUGAUACCUGAGGAGAUUGGAUAUUUGAAACAUCUUCGAUAUUUGGAUAUUAGAAGAAUUGAUGUCACUGGGCUACCAAGAUCUCUAAGUAACCUCUAUCACUUGCAAUACAUAAUCUAUGAAGGAUGGGUAAAGUCAAGCCGACUUGGCCGACUUGAAGUUGAUGAUGUUUUACCAAUUGACAUUAAAAGCUUUUCUAACUUGCGUUUGGUGACAUUGCUCGGACAUUGUUUUUCAUCGGUACGUGGGAUUGGGAAGCUAAACUUUCUUGAUGAAUUGGAAAUGUUUGAUCUUAGAGAUGAGAUGGGUUAUAGAAUUGAUGAGUUGAAGUAUUUGAAUUAUCUUUGCAAAUUAGGCAUCAAUUGCCUUGAAAAUUUGAAGGAUGCCGAGGAGGCUCGUAAUGCCCAACUAUGUGAAAAGAGGAGGCUCGCAGAUUUGACCUUAUGUUGGAGUGACACUGAUUCAAGGAAUAUCGAUUUAAAUCAAAACGUGCUCGACAACCUUCAACCACCAAAAUGUCUAAGGAAUCUGAGCAUAAAGAGAUACAUGGGUGCAAGGUCUGCAAUAUGGAUGAACAAUGUCAAUCUGCUCUCCAGCAUACAAAAAAUUGAGGAAAUCGAAUUGUCAGAUUGCAUGGAAUGGGAAACUCUUCCACCUUCUGGGCAACUUCCCUUUCUCAAGUCUCUGAGACUUUCUAACAUGCCGAAAGUAAAAUGGCUCGAAAGUAAAUUUAAUGGGAAUGAUAAAUACCGUGCUUUUCCAUUGCUAGAGGUGUUAUAUAUUUGGGGAUUAGAAGCAUUAGAAGAUUGGUUUGAGGCAGGAAUAGCUGCUGAAGAUGGAUGUUUGUUUCCUUGCUUAAUUGAACUGACCCUAUCUCACUGCCCGAAGUUGAAAGAGUUGCCCUCUUUGCCUUCUAAGCUCAUGAGGUUGCAGAUAAAUAAAAUUAGGUGGACUACUUUGAAUUUUUGUAGCAAUUCAAAUCCUAUUCCCCUUGAAAUAUUAUUAGUCCUUUUCUGUCCUAACAUUACAUCUCUUCCUCUGGCUGAUGAAGCAGCAAGACUUGCUGGACUAAGAUUCUUGGCAAUUUUAAAUUGCCCCAAUCUGGUAUCUCUCGGAAGACAUCGAGAAGUGGAGGCCACUAAUAAUUGCCAUCUCAUGGUCAGGAAUCUCUGGAUAAGCGACCCAUCGGUGUUGCUAAUGGAGCCAUUGACAAGUAUCGCCUCCGUAAAAACGCUGUUUAUUACGGAUAAUGAUGAGCUGGUUUCAUUUCCAAAUGAGGCGGAGCAGUGGCUUAUGAAAUUUAGAUCUUCUCUUUAUGAGCUGCAAUUUGAAAGGCUCAAAUCCUUACAGUCUCUCCCUUCCUCCUUGGAAAGCUUUUCUUCACUUCAGAAACUAUGUAUUCAACAUGUUCCUAUGCUUCGUGAAUUGCCGAACCUUCCUUCCUCUUUGGAAAGUCUAUCAAUUGCGGGAUGUCAUCCAGAGUUAUAUGAGCUCUAUCGAGGGGAUGGAGGCUCCGAUCGGCACAAGAUUGCUCACAUUCCUUAUAUCGAUAUUCCUCCCUGA